AUGGCUGCCACAAGCUUGAUCGAUGGUGUCUCGAAUCUUUUGCGACAAGAUAAUCUUCCCUAUACUCUCAUAGGUGGACUUGCAGUUAUAGUUCUAGUCUCCUGGGUGACAUAUUUGAAUGACCCCCUCAGGUCUAUUCCUGGCCCAUUCUGGGCACGAUGGGGUCCCGCAUGGUUGGUAUACUGGGCUCGACAUGGAACUAUGCAUCGAAAAAUGAUCAAGAUGCAUGAAAAGUACGGAGGGUUGGUCCGAACAGCUCCCAAUGAAGUGAGCUUCUCGAAUCCAGAGUAUCUCAAAGUUGUGUAUGGUGCCGGCAGCGACUUCUACAAAAGUGACUGGUAUAGCGUGUGGCAGGGGCGUCGCAAAUGGGAUCUUUUCGGCGAGCGCAGUGAAGCCAUUCAUCGAGCACAACGGAGAUUGGUCAGUCAAAUAUACUCACUGUCCAAUAUGAAGAAGUUGGAACCCUAUGUGGAUAACGCAACAACGUUGUUUCUUCAAAAGCUGAAAGACAUGUCCGGGAAAGAGAUGAACAUGACCAAAUGGGCUCAACUCUACGCCUUUGAUGUUAUCGGAGAAGUAACGUUUUCCAAAACGUUCGGCUUUCUAGAAGCCGGCGAAGAUAUUCACGGCGCUUUUACUCUGAUCGAUAACUCAUUACGCUCGGCAGCUUGGGUAGGCUACGUACCUUGGGUAUACUGGGCCAACGUGCGGUUUGCCCCUAUUAUUGGAAAUCGCCUUGGAGUUCUCGGACGUCAAAACGGGUUGUUGACCUUCGCCGCAAAAGCCAUCAAAGAGCGCAAGGAAAGAGGUAGCGACCACCAAGAUGUUCUGGAUCAAUUGUUCGAAGUUCAAAAAGAAAAGCCGGAAUUUGAUGAUAUUUGUAUCACGUCAAUGGUUGCAAGCAACGUCUUUGCCGGAAGCGAUUCCACGUCCAUAUCCGUAUCGGCCUUUAUCUACCAUAUCAUCAAAAACCCGCAAUAUAAAGCGAGACUAGUGUCGGAGAUUGACGAGGCGGCAAAAGCCAAUAAUAUUAAGCAUGGUGAAAUCUUUCCGAUUGAUGUUGGCAAUAACAUGCCGUAUCUACAGGCAUGCCUGCAAGAGGCUAUUCGUUGCCAUCCUGCUGUUGGAAUGAAUCUAGGCCGAGUUGCGCCGCCACAAGGUAUCGAGAUAGAUGGAACAUAUAUCCCUGGUGGUACUGUCGUUGGAGCGAAUGCGUGGGUCGUCCACCAACACAAGGAGACUUUCGGUGACGAUGCCGAUAAAUUCAGGCCGGACAGGUGGUUGGAGGAACCGGAACGUGUAAGCCAGAUGAAGCGUGCAUUUUUCAGCUUUGGAGCAGGAUCACGAUUUUGUAUUGGCAAGAAUAUUGCAUGGCUAGAGCUAUCAAAGAUGGCGCCAUCCCUAUUUCAUGACUUUGAAAUCGAGCUUGUCAAUCCGGACGCGAGCUUGCAAGAGAUCGCCAUGUAA
Molecule: messenger RNA, 1467 nt
Organism: Talaromyces amestolkiae
Lineage: Eukaryota; Fungi; Ascomycota; Eurotiomycetes; Eurotiales; Trichocomaceae
Exons: 7
Coding region: 1-1467 (488 amino acids)
Molecular function (GO): iron ion binding; heme binding; oxidoreductase activity, acting on paired donors, with incorporation or reduction of molecular oxygen
Source: RefSeq, a predicted model, not a curated record